AGAAUCUAAAUUGAUGAAUAUUUGGCUCAAGUGUAUUUGGUUCAAGUGUUUUUGGUCCGAGUGUUUUCGGUUCAGGUGUUUCUGGUUCAAGUGCUUUCGGUUCAGGUGUUUUCUGUUCGGAGCUUGGGGGGGCGUUGCUGAUUUUUUGUUAUGCAUGAGGGAGAGGGCUUAGGGCCUACAAGCUACAGCGUUAUUUAUCAUUUUUAUGCAUGAGCAUGCACCAACAAGAAAACUAGGGCAAGUACGGGCACGGUGGAUGACGUCAACGGCCAGUUAUUAAUACAGGCACCAAAAACCUUUACUUUCUUGGUUCCGCUUCCUUCUGUUUUUGUCUUUCUACCCGACUCGUUGAAUAUUGGUUACGAAUUCAGGCCUGGGGUCAGUUAGAUAGUCGAGGUUAAUCUAUCUCGAUUGCCUCUUAUUUCUUUUUGUAAUUUUUUCAACGUAAAUGAUGAGAAGUUAUUGAAGUAGUUCGAAAUCGAAUAUAAUGAAAAGUGACUUCAGCUUAGAGUGAGGUUGUAGGGCGCCGAUGUUCUUCUCCCCGUGCCAUCCGACCUGCCGUGCCAUCCGACGUGCCGCCUUUCAUCUGAAGGGAAACAAGACUGCAGAGGGUGGUGGUAGUUUUUCACUAGUAACCCGAUUCAUGAGGUAGAAGAGACUGCGUCGCUAGUUGCGAUUGCGGAUAUUUCUGGUCUUCAAGGAGGAGCACCUAUGAAGAUCACUAGUUCAAGUAUAAUUGGUGCUAUGCCGAGUAUCAUGCCAGGUAGAUGGCUUCUUUCAUCAAGGGUGGAUGACCAUGAAGAUGAGAAAAAACGAUCAUGCUGCAUUCAGUGAAUACCACCAGCGGAACAAUAUUAGUGGAAAUAUCCUACUUCUUCUAACAUAUUAGCCUAUCAGUCUGAUGAUCGAUGCAAAGCGCUGUCUGUCAAGUCUCUGGAGGGACGGAGGUCUCCUUGAAUAUGUUAGCUUAUUUGAUAUUUGCAUUUUGAUAAUAGGUAGUUUUGACCUUCAUCAAUGCAACAAACUGAGGAGACACCAUUACGUUUCUGCUUCCUUAUGGGACGCACGCGGAUCGUCUCCCAUGUCGCUGCUGAUAACGAAUAUAUGUAAAAUGCUAGGCUUUAAUGUUUUUUGCAAUGAGUUGGAAAAAGUUACUAGAACUAGAAGGUUGAUGAUCUUUCUUCUGGCCCACAAGGGGUUCAGCAGCAAAAUGCUGGGUGCUGCCGUUGCUGGAUGA
Amoebophrya sp. A25 is the source of this 1237-nucleotide messenger RNA. Lineage: Eukaryota; Dinophyceae; Syndiniales; Amoebophryaceae. The record is from the annotation of a GenBank genome assembly.